GCAAUGACUUUUAUUUUGGAAUGAAAUGUAAUCUCUCUUUAGGUAAUUGAAGCAUUAGUUUAGAUUCGGAAGCAGUAUGGGAUUAGAUACGAUGAGAAGAGACAAUUAAACUUGAAAGAAAGGAGUGCUGUGUGGGUCCAAUGUUCAAAUAGUCACCAAUAAGUGCAAAAAUGAAUGUGUAGUUUUGGAAUUUUUAUCAUAAACUAUUAGUUUCCUUUAUUUGGGGGAUUUUGUUUGGGAGAAGAGAACGAAAAUUUUGAACAAAAAGAAUGGGAGAAAAAUGGAGAAAUUAUACAAAGGAAGUGAAGAAGGUCAUCUUCUUAGGAGCUCCCAUAAUCACUGCCCUUCUUCUUCAGUACCUUUUGCAGGUCAUCACUCUCAUCCUCAUCGGCCAUCUCGACGACGAGCUUUUGCUUUCCGGUGUCUCCAUUGCCAUUUCCUUUGUUCGGGUUACUGGAUUUAGCCUCCUCCUAGGAAUGGCUGGAGCUUUAGAAACUCUAUGUGGACAAGCAUAUGGAGCAGAACAAUAUCAUAAGAUUGGAAUUUAUACUUAUAGUUGCAUGAUUUCUCUCCUUUUAGUUUGUUUUCCAAUCUCUAUAUUAUGGUUUUUCACAGAUAAAUUACUAAUUUUGAUUGGCCAAGACCCUUCAAUUUCUUUUGUGGCAAGAAAUUACUCAAUUUUUCUCAUUCCAAACCUCUUUGCCUAUGCAAUCCUUCAAUCUCUUGUGCGCUAUCUCCUCACUCAAAGCUUGAUCCUUCCUUUGCUCUUUUUCUCAUUUGUUACACUCUCUUUGCAUAUUCCCAUUUGUUGGCUUCUUGUUCUUCAUUUCAAGUUUAAAGUUAUGGGAGCUGCUUUGGCUCUUGGCAUAUCUUAUUGGCUCAAUGCUAUUUUUCUUGGUCUUUAUAUCUUCUUCUCUCCUUCUUGUAACAAGACUCGAGCUCCGUUCUCAAGUGAGGCUAUCUCGAGUAUCCCUAAGUUCUUUCGGCUUGCCCUUCCUUCUGCCUUGAUGGUUUGCCUUGAGUGGUGGUCUUAUGAGGUUAUUCUUUUGCUUUCUGGGCUUUUACCAAAUCCUAAGGUGGAGGCUUCUGUGCUUUCUAUAUGUUUCUCAAUCACUUAUUUGCAUUAUUUCAUACCAUAUGGGUUGGGGGCCACAGUAAGCACAAGAGUAUCAAAUGAACUAGGAGCUGGAAAUCCAGAGGAAGCUAAAGUAGCAGUGAAGGUAGUGGGAGUUCUUGGAAUCAUUGAAUCAAUUGUUGUGAGUUUAACUCUGUUUGGAUGUCACAAGUUCUUGGGAUAUGCAUUCACAAGUGACACUCAAAUUGCCAAUCACAUUGCUUCCAUGUGGCCUUUGAUUUGCCUCUCCAUUCUCAUUGAUAGUUUCCUUGGUGUUCUUUCAGGUGUUGCAAGAGGAAGUGGAUGGCAAGAUUUAGGGGCAUAUGUGAAUUUGGGAUCAUAUUAUAUAGUUGGGAUUCCAAUGUCAGCAGUGUUGGCUUUUGUUGUACAUUUGAGAGUCAAAGGGCUUUGGAUUGGUUUGGUUUCUGGAGCUGCUCUUCAAACCUUUCUUUUUGCUCUCAUUACCACUUUCACUAAUUGGAAUCAACAGGCCUUAAAAGCAAGGGAAAGGGCUCUUGAAGGAAAUACCUAAAAUCUCUCCCCAAUUAUAUCAUCACAAUAGUUUGAUUCAAUUGUAAACUCACCCAUUUAUGGGGUUUAAAUUAAAGGGUAACAAUUAUCCAUUAAGGAACACUACUUAAUCAAUCAUCAGGUUCUACUUAA
Cucumis melo (muskmelon) is the source of this 1777-nucleotide messenger RNA. Its product is annotated as protein DETOXIFICATION 12-like. Gene Ontology annotation, biological process: xenobiotic detoxification by transmembrane export across the plasma membrane. Gene Ontology annotation, cellular component: membrane. The record is from RefSeq and is a predicted model, not a curated record. NCBI's taxonomy places the organism in Eukaryota, Viridiplantae, Streptophyta, Magnoliopsida, Cucurbitales, Cucurbitaceae. Gene Ontology annotation, molecular function: xenobiotic transmembrane transporter activity; antiporter activity. The coding region runs from base 270 to 1646 and encodes 458 amino acids. The transcript has 7 exons.